Messenger RNA from Drosophila busckii, 8053 nucleotides. RefSeq lists its product as uncharacterized. The transcript is spliced from 15 exons. NCBI's taxonomy places the organism in Eukaryota, Metazoa, Arthropoda, Insecta, Diptera, Drosophilidae. The record is from RefSeq and is a predicted model, not a curated record. The coding region runs from base 530 to 8002 and encodes 2490 amino acids.
AAAGUCCAAAUCCCCAAACAAAUCGGUUGUUUAACAAAUAUAAAUACACACUAGUGCAGUGCAUUAUUAUUGAACUUGAAAAGCCUAUAGGUAAUCAAAUCAUAUCAGAGACUUCAAGCAAACCGCGCUCUUUUUCGCUGGCGGCGCGCGCGUUGGGGAAAAAACGCGUUGCGUUCUUUUCAUUUCUAUGUAUAUGAGAGACUGCUGCCACACACAAUAUAUACACACACACAUCCAUACACAAGCGCAUAUACACUAAGCAGGCAGCAACAGCAGAAGCGAGGGCAAAAACGACGGGUCGGCUGGUCGGAGACGAGUGAAAGUGUCUCCACCACGGAAGUGCAUCUGUGAUUUGUAUAAUAAUGCGUCGCGCAUACUCAAAUUAUUGUUACGCUAAAGAUUAGCAAAAACAAACAAGAAAAAAACCAAAGCAAAGCAAAGCAAAACUUUGGCAGCUGGUUUUUGUUCACAUUAAGUGUGUAAACAACAAUAAAUUAAAUAUAAUAAUUUAAAGUAGCAAGCAAAACAAAUGUCUAAAAAGCUGGAUGAGGUAUUAACGUACAUCAAAGCAAUGCCCAACGCGUUACAGGUGACAGGUGACCCAGCCACUACUGCAGUACCAUCGUGCAGAAGUUGUUGCAUACAUGAUGAGGAAGGCACCACUAAGCCAAAGGGUGCCAAAUCUAAAGCCAAAUGUGGCGCGCUUAAGAACUUAGAUGCCAGUGUAGUUGCCGCCGCCGAGGCUGUUGUCAAUGGUGAACUGGAUGCAGCGGCUUGCUAUCAUGUAAGCAUGAAACUAUCGACAGCAGCGCCGCUGAAAUGUGAUGCACUGGCGGCAAUGCGUGAGGUGCUCAGCGCCAAAAAACAGUUGCCGCCAAAUGCCAAGCAAUCACUGUCGUCGUCAUCGCCGACGCCGCCGCCGCCGCCCUGUCAGCUGCUGGAACGCCUUAGCUUUCCAGAGGGCAAUAUUAUCAAUACGCUCCAUACAAUAUUGGCACUGCCAGCGUUUGAUCCGUAUGCGCCAGCGCCAAAAUCUGAAAUGAAUUACAAAGAGGUUGUCUCGCUGGUUCAAUGGGGUCUGCGCGAGGAUAAUUGCAUGGAAAUGGAGCUGAGUGAUAAGCUGUUGCAUGAGUGUCAGUCACAAAACCCCGAUCCAAAUGAUGAAACGCGCUCCUACUUGAUGGCCAUUGAAAAUAUGCGGUUAUUUUCAGAGGAUCCAAAGAAUCCGUUGCGUGAUGCUGAUGGACAAUUGCGUGCAAUUACGCUCUAUUUUCAGAAUCUUGCCUUGAUAUUUGUGAAACAUCGCACAGAUGAGUUUUUCACAUUUUGUUCCUGUAAGGAAUGUCUCGAAUAUCGCGAAACCAUCAUGGCUAUCAUGAUGGAUCAAUUUAAGGCUGCGCACAUGGUUGUCAUGCUGCUCGAUGUGCUCAUCAAAGCGUACAGUCCGAUGCUAAAAAAUGAUGCUGCCUAUAAUAAAUUUGAAAAGCUGCUUGAGUCUAAUAAGCAAAUCUAUUGGAUUACCAGCGGCUUUCUAUACGAUAAGAAUGCCGAAUAUCUUGACUUUAUUGAUGACACUGCGAUCUCUGAUAAUAUGAUAUUAGUGCUAUUUAGCGCCAUUCUAAUGGCUAAUAAUCCGAUGCUCUUGCUACAAAUACUCGCCUAUAAUGUUGAGUGCAUUGUUAAAGCGUUCUCCGAGGGCAUGAUUGAGAUUGCUCAAAAUGUGCAGGAGAAUGAAAAAAUUUCAGCCGAAAAGAUGCUCAUGUAUUUGCUCGAUGGUUACUCCGACUUGAACUGCAUCUCGCAAAAGAUUUCGCUCAGCUUGUUUGCAUUCGAAAAUGACUUUCUGCGCAAGUUCAAGUUAUCCUGGGUGCUCUUGUGCCAGCGACUGUUUCAACAACAUGUGUUCAAUCCACUUGGCGACACAAUGCUUGCCUGCAUCCUCUCGCUGAAGGAGAACGAAAACGAUGUCGAUAGCGCUACACAGACAAAUGCAUUGAUAAAACGCUACAUGCUAUUCGAUGAGCAUAUGCACUCCAUUGAACGCCGCUGGACGGAUGUCUGGAUCGAGCUAAACAAGUUCAACUUGUCGCCCACGGAGCAUGAGCGUCGCAUUGGCCUGUUGGAUGUGUAUAACAUAUUCGACAAAGUCGUUAUGGAUGCCACCUCAUUUACGCUACCAGACAUCAGUGAUGAUGAGUUCAUAGACUUUCAACGCAUUGUCGAUCGUCAGCUGGCCUGGAAGAAUAUUAUGGCAUUCACUAAACUCAAAUGGCCCGAUGGCUUUUAUGAUCCACCCAACAAGCUGGUGCAUGAGGAUCUCUGCAAAAAAUGCAAUGCAAUGCUGGAACACCAUAAUGACAACUGCAAAUGCAUAACUUGCUCCAUAGCGGGCACACCAAUGAUGCCACGAAUGGCAGGCUAUUGCGCCAAAUGCACCACGCUAAAUAUUGUUGAGAAGGAUGCUAAGCUAAUGAAGUCCAGGAUACUCAGCACCUGCACCAGUGACGAGGCCAAACACAAUGUUGAAGCCAGCACAAGCGCCGCUGCAGCUGCUGCUGCUGCAAACGCCAAUUUUCAACGUCAGCGACGCACCGUUGAGCCGAAUGAUGAAGUCAGCGCGGCGUUGCGACGUCCUGAUUUGGAAACUGCAUUGCGCACCACUUACCACAUUGCCUGGGCAGUGUUUCAGCAUUUAACCACACGCAAACGAUAUCGCCACGACACAGUUGAUCCGCAAUACUUUUGCGGUGAACACUGUCGCGUCUCUGCCUGUCAGUUGGCGCGUAAGAUUUUGGCCAAUGAGCUGUCGCCACCGCUCACCAAACAUUUGCUGCGCUGCUUUCAGCCAUUGUCGUUCUCACGUGACGAACUGCGCUCAACGCUGCCAUCGCUUAUGUUCUUUAAUCGGAAGUUGGCACCCAGUCCCGCCGAACUGCAGGAGCUCAAGAAUCAGCAUUACGUCUACAAGACCUACUGGACCUUUGUGCUCUCCAUAUAUGCGAAUUUCUUUGUCAAAUUCAAUUCCACAACCACCGACUACAAACAUCUCGAGCUGAUCAAAGGGGAUUUGCGCCUGCGCGUCAAUAGUGUUGUGGGUGACAAGGACGAUGGUCGCUUUGAGCAGUUUCUGGCGCAGGUUAUUGGUUACUCUCCCUUUAAAAUAACAGAUGACUUUACUUUGGGCGAUGCUAACAUUGAAAAAAUGCAAUUUGGCGUGGACCAUUUAAUGAUGCUGCAUGAUUCGCAAAUGAUCCGACGCACCAAGCCGGACAGCACCGGCAACCUGGCGCUCAAGAACAAAGCUAAUGACAUGUCACAAACAGACUCGAAUAGCUCCAAGAAGUGCAAGGAAAAGAUGCGCAAAUGCUGUGCGGAUUACGCCGACAUUGGCGAGCCCUGCAAGGAAAAUCACUCAAAGAAGCGUGUGAAGAAGGAAUGCAACCAUGCGCGUUUCAAUGAAACACGCGAUCGUCUGCGCAAGAAACUCACGCAGAUUGUAAACGAACGCAAAACCAAAGGCAGCCAGGAAGCAUCAGUGGUGAAGGAUGCACCAGCGGCUGCCAAGCGUCAGGAUACGGUGCUAACGCAGCAACCGCCCACACUCAAGACUGCGGCCUCGGCACAGGUGCAGGCGGCGGCGCGUAAAAAUCCUGCUGCUGCAGCUGCGGCAGCGGCAGCGGCUGCAGCAGCUGCGCUUAGCGAGAUAGGCGAUGGCAUUGAGGAUAGUGAUAAUAGUUUGCUUUGCUUGGACAGUCUUUGCAAGAGCAUACAGCUGCAUACCGAAGCGCAAGCGUCGGGGGAGCCAGUUGAGAUGGGCAGCUACAGUAAGGAGGACAUGAUGCAGGACUUUGCCGACUUCUUGGGCAGCUACACGCGUGAACAAGAUCAAAAGCGUUGGAUACACGAAACUCUCAACUUUAUAGAGGGUAAACCACAGCAGCCGCAGACAGCGAAUCCCAAGAAAGCCGCCAAGAAGGCCAAGCAAAAGCAGCGCAAGGAGGAGGAGAAGCGCAUCAAGGAGCUGGAAGAUAUGCGUAGCCAGUUCUUAGAUAUUUACUUCAAGGAAUUUAUAGACAAGUACGAACUCAAAACGUUGGCGGCCGCUGGCGGUCGCAAGCGUGAAAAGAAGCGCAUUGGCGAACUGGAGGCGAAUAUUAAGAAUCUACAGCGUGCCAAGGGCAAGGUGGAGACGGUUAUACUGGAGCUUAUAGCUACAGUAAAGGCAGCCAACAGUGAUUUCAAGUUUUCGUAUUUGCCCACUAAGGAGCAGCAGCUGGCUAAGAUGGCGCAGCUGGAGGAGCUGCUCAAUGGACAGUCGGAGCCAACGCCAGUUGUCCAGCCAGCUGCUCAGCCGGUGCCGCCGACUGCUUAUGCCAACUUUCAGCCAGCCUACUUUCCAGCCCACUCACCCGUCUGCUAUGCUCCGCCACAGCAGCAACAGUUGCAGUCGCAGCAGCCGCUGCAGCCACAACAACUGCCACGUGAUGUUAUUGCUGCCAUGGCAGCCAAUGCCAUUACUGCCGAUCCCUCCAAGCGUAUUGUGACCAUACGAAGAGUUCAGCUGCCCAGCGCUGGCGGCGAGCAGCAAGUUACUGUUGUGGCCAAGGGUAGCUCACCGGAUGAGGACAAGUUGCUUUAUACAUUUGUCAAUGGGCACAUGGUCCCCACGGCGCAUGCGCCAACGUCAGAUGACCCAGCAGCAACAGUUGACGUCAUGCCCGAAAAGAGCGCCAAGGCUAAGAAGAAGGAGGCCAAGCGUGCAGCGGCAGCAGCAGCAGCUGCAGAAGCAGCAGCGGCAGAAGCAGCGGCACUUGCAGCGGCAGCUGAGCAAGAGUCCAAGGCCAAGCAUAAAAAGCUAAAAAAGACAGCAGCAGCUGCUGCGACCGCCAGCUUAAGCUCCGGUAAUAGUUCCAAUACGCAGACGCCGCAAAGCAGCGCUGUCAACACUCGAGAGAAUUCAGUCUGCAGCGUCCAGCCCAAAGCCAGUACAACAUCCAGCAAGAAAGCCAAGCAGCAGGCAAACAAAGCUGCGGCUGCUGCUCAGCCCAAGCCUGCGUCGUUGCCACUGCCACGAGAGACCAACCCACCCAUAGCUGCGCUUGCCGCACCUGCAAAGCCCAAGAAACGCUUAAAGCCGCCCGUCGAUCAGGGACAACUGGACAACAAUCCGUUCAAGUCGCUGCAUGUGCAGGAUUCUUCUGAAGGCGAAUGGGAGACAGGCAGCGAAAGCGAUGCCAGCUUGGCACCUGUGAAGCCACCGCCUGCGAAGGUUAACAUUGCGCCCAAGCCCCAACCUGCAACCAACAACAAACAAAAGCCAGUAGCAGCAGCAACAGUAAACCCAAAAGCAGCGUCUACGUCAGCCGCGGCGUCCAGCAAAAAAACCAAAAAUGAGCUUCACACAAAAACACAAGCAGCGCAGCCGGCACAGCAGCUGAACACCAGGCAGUCGCAAUCAGCGGCCGGGCAGACGCAACGCAGAGCUGCAGUGCCGCAAGCAGCGUCGCAGUCAAGGUCAACGGGAAUGCAGGAGCAAGGGCGUAAGACCAAGCAGAGUCAAGUGCAAGGUAGCAGCAACAGAGGAACGCAGCAACAGCAGUCACAACAGCAGCAGCAGCAGCAGUCACAGCAACAGCAGCAGUCACGUGGCGGACGGAACAGUGCACGGUCUAAGCAACCAGCAACCACAACACCUGCGGCACCAGCACGUGCUUCUGCAGCUCCUGCAGUGGGCGACAACAACGUUUCGAAGCGUUCACAACGAAACAAACGCGGACAUCGGGCACCGAAGCAAGCGGAUGAUCUUUACGGCAUACCACAGCACAUGGGCUUUUUUAAUCCCCACGAAGUGGCCAUACCUCCGGCUGUACCACCGCAUGCAGGCAGCUAUGCCAGUACGCUUAGCCAGCAGCUCCAGCAGAUGCACAUUUCCCAAGGCCAGGGCCAAGGCAAUAAUCAGUCAUCGGCUAACAACUGCAGCAUCAUGGAUCAACUGAAUCGUGGCGUACAAGUUGAGCAUCUAGCGCUGCCACCAGGCAUAACGCUCACCAAAGUAGAUCCCGCCAAAAGCGAGCAGCUACGUCAGAAGAGCGAAUCCAUACGCAGACUUUCCAAGCCACUGGCCGAACAACAAUUCCAGCAGCAGCAGCAGCAGCAACUACAACAGCCGCCGCCUUUUAUGAGCGGAUUUUAUCCAGGCAGCGCAGGCAUGGAUCCCAAUGGUAGCAUUAUUAUGGUGGAGGCAAAUCCGCGUCGUGAUCGCCAGACGGCUGCUAUUAACCACAAUGUAGCUGCAGCCGCUGCCGCCGCUGCUGGCAGUGGAAAAUCAUCACGUCGCCGCCGAAGAAAUCGUGGCAAAUCUAGUGGUGGCGGUAGUCAGACUAACACUAAGCAGUCCUCUGGCCCUGCUGCUGGCGCACGCGAUAACCAGCCUAGCGUAGAAGCCAAUGCUGGCAAUAUUAUAACGCUGCGAAAUCCGAUGUUCCAUCAAGGCCAGGCCAGUGCUCCUGUACAUGCUGCCAGCAACAUACUGCCCACUCCGACUCCCAUUCCAACAGCAAGAAAUUAUGGCGUUGGACUGCCCUUAGCAGCAGCCGCCAUGCCCAUGGAUCAACCGGCCGCAAUUAUUAAAAAUGAGAACGGCAUGUUUACCAUCCGCAAUCCGGCGCUGCAUCAGGCUGUAACCAAUGGCCUGGCCAUGGGCGGCUAUCGCCAAUUUGGCAGCAAUGUUAGCUACUAUACGCCACAGGAGGCGGUGGCGGAGGCGGCGCGUGCCACACAACAGAAACAGCAGCAGCAACAACAACAACAGCAGCAGCCGUCGCCAUCGCCACCCAACAACAACAACAGCAACAAUCCUGCACGAGUUGCUGCACCCAGCAAUUUCUCAUACUUUUCCAGUGGCUCGGGCAGCGGCGCCAGCAGCAGCAGCAGUGGCAGUAGUGGCGUCGAUACGCACAAUAAUAUCAGUAUUAGCUGCACAAAUGUUGGACCAGCCGUUCCUGCAGGACGACUGGUGGGCGAUGCAGCAAUUAUAGCGCGUCCAAAGCAGCAACAGAAAUGUAUAUCGGCCAUUGGCAGCGAGCUAAAGCAAAAGACCAAAGAUCAAAGCCAAUGGUCAAGCUUUGGCCAGCCGGCGUCAGCUGAUUUUGGUAGUAAUGGCGGUGCUGCUGCUGGUGGUGGUCCGCUGCAGGAAAAAUACCAACAGUCCAACUACUACAAUGGCUUUGAGGUGUUCUCUCCAGCUGCUGGCAGCGCUGCUGCGUCUGAUUGUCACAUGCAUCAUAAUUGUGGCGACGACUCACCACCGCCCACUAUAACUGGUUUCAAUUCCUAUCUGGAGGGGAUACCGAACACCGGUGUCAUACGCUAUGAUGAUGCCUCUUUUUUGAAGAAUCUGAUACCGGGUCAAAAUCUCAACAACGAGGUCUCCAUACACAACAUAUCGGAGUCGAAUUUUACGCGCAACAACAACAACACAUCGCCAUCGCCACAUCAUGUGGAGAUUACCACAGUGUUUGGCAAUCGAAGCUGUUCCAACAAUGCAUACGAGCAGCAGCAGCAGCAACAACAACAACAACAGCAGCCCUCCCAGGGUAGCGUUAGCUCCAAUGCCAGCUAUUGUGACAAUGUGAAUGCCAGCGAUUAUGGCAAUGAUUCCACCCACUUGUUUGCACCAGGAAAUUUGAUGUCACAUUUGCCACAGGCUAGCAACUCGGCUGCAACGGAUCCUUUUGGCUAUGAUUUUGAUCCUUCAUCUGGCACAAAGGCAAACAGUGAGCUGAACGAAUUUCUGCGCCGCAGUCCGCAUAGUCCGCAGCGCACUUCACCCUAUAGCCAUGACGAAAAUGUAGCGCUCGAGGCGUUUGUACAAAAUAUGAGCGCACUGCAAAUUGCCGCGGCCACGGAUGCUGCCGAGCAGUGCACUCUGCUCAAUGGAGCUGCUGCCGCUAGCGGUGAUGCAGCUAUGGCCGAUGCGGCUAGUGGGGCUAACUGGUGGUAAACACAAAUGUUGCAACAGCAAAGUAAAAUUUAAAAAAGAAAAUCCAGAGCA